GGGCUCAUCCUCAGCCCGCUCCCCGUCGGCGCGUGGGCCGUCGUCUGCCUCACCGCCUCCGUCGUCACCCGAACCCUAACCUUCGCCGCCGCUUUCUCCGCCUUCACUAACGAGGUGAUCUGGCUCAUCGUCGUCUCGUUCUUCUUCUCUCGAGGGUUCGUCAAGACCGGCCUUGGCGACCGGAUCGCCAUGUUCUUCGUCCGGUGCCUCGGUAAGAGCACACUCGGUUUAUCGUACGGCCUCGUUUUCGGCGAACUCGCCAUUUCUCCUGGAAUGCCGAGCUCCACUUCCCGAGCCGGCGGAAUUUUCUUGCCGAUUAUUAAAUCUCUCUCGUUGGGUGUCGAUAGUAAGCCGAAAGAUCCUUCCUCUAGAAAGAUGGGUGCAUAUCUAAUUCAAUCUCAAAAUCAAUCCAACAAUAGCACGAGCGCGAUCUUUCUGACGGCAUCUGCCCAAAACAUGUUGUGUAUCAAACUAGCCGAAAGCGUCAGCGUACCGAUUCCGAAUCGGUGGAUUACUUGGUUCAAGGCGGCUUGUAUUCCCGGUAUCGUCUCUCUCUUGGCAACUCCGGUUAUUUUAUAUAAAAUAUAUCCACCCGAAAUAAAAGUCACCCCCGAUGCUCCCGACAUGGCUAAACGGAAAUUGGAGCAAAUGGGACCCGUCAAAAGGGACGAGUGGAUCAUGAUCUUAACCUUGCUUCUCACAAUCGCAUUAUGGAUUGCAGGAGAAGCUAUCAACAUGGCGAGCGUUGUUGCGGCAUUGAUAGGUUUGGCUAUACUUCUUCUACUCGGAGUUCUCAACUGGGACGAUUGUUUGAGCGAGAAACAAGCAUGGGACACGUUGACUUGGUUUGCCGUUCUAGUCGGAAUGGCCACACAAUUGACGGUACUUGGUGUAGUACCGUGGAUGUCUAAAUCGGUGGCCGACUUUCUCAAGUCCCAUUCGAUUAGCUCGCUCGGUGCGUUCGGCAUACUUCAAACGUCGUAUUUUUUCAUCCACUACUUAUUCGCUAGUCAAACCGCGCAUGUUGGAGCCGUUUACGCGGCUUUUCUUUCCAUGCAUUUGGCUUCGGGAGUUCCCGGUUUGUUAUCCGCGUUGGCUUUGUCUUACAUCACGAAUCUCUUCGGUACGAUUACUCAUUAUAGUAGCGGUCAAGCUGCAAUUUACUAUGCAGGUAUUUUUUUUUAAUAUACUAGCAUUUUUUUUCCGUGCGAUGCAUGGGAUCGUAUUUUAAAAGAAAGAAAAAAAAAGAUCAAUUUAACAAAUCAAAUUUUUAUAUUUAUUUCUUAAGAUUUGAGAUAUAUUGAAGAAAAAUAGGAGAUUGAAGCCGGAAGGAUUCUUCACGAUUCAUUGUCAAUUUUGAUAAUUGUUCAAAAUAUAGUUAGAAAAUUAGUAAGAAAUAAUAAAAAUAAAUAAUUACCGAAAUGC
Erythranthe guttata (spotted monkey flower) is the source of this 1425-nucleotide messenger RNA. RefSeq names its product dicarboxylate transporter 2.1, chloroplastic. Gene Ontology annotation, biological process: transmembrane transport. Gene Ontology annotation, molecular function: transmembrane transporter activity. Gene Ontology annotation, cellular component: membrane. NCBI's taxonomy places the organism in Eukaryota, Viridiplantae, Streptophyta, Magnoliopsida, Lamiales, Phrymaceae. The record is from RefSeq and is a predicted model, not a curated record.